This is a messenger RNA of Eriocheir sinensis (Chinese mitten crab), 3589 nucleotides long. Its product is annotated as dynein axonemal intermediate chain 4-like. Bases 469 to 2148 code for a protein of 559 amino acids. The record is from RefSeq and is a predicted model, not a curated record. NCBI's taxonomy places the organism in Eukaryota, Metazoa, Arthropoda, Malacostraca, Decapoda, Varunidae. Gene Ontology annotation, molecular function: dynein light chain binding; dynein heavy chain binding. Gene Ontology annotation, biological process: microtubule-based movement. The transcript has 14 exons.
UCCUUCCUUGACCCGCUAGCUCCCCCUCCCCACUCGGCUAAUUCCUCCCCCCUCGCCCCCUGCUGACGCCCCUAAUCCCCCAGCAGUAGCUCAAUGGUCGUCAUGACAACCCGUGACGCCGUGGUCGUGGCCGCCGCAGUGCCAGGCAGUGCCACUUCGCCUCUCGCAGCCUCGUGACGCAGAAGGGGUCAUGUCUUGGCGGGCCCCGCGUGUGUAGUGCCUGGCGCGGCCUUGACCUCGCCUGACCUGAGGCUGCGUGGCGUGGCGUGCCUCGCUGUUUGCUCCCCGGCAUUAGGCUCCAUCUGCCCGUCGUGUGCGUGUGAGGAGGCGGGGAGGGGGAGGGUGUGUGCCCGCCAGCGGUGGUCAUCAUGGGGUUGGAGACCGCCGGUGCAAUGCUCCGGGUGCAGCUGCAGGAGACGGCCACCCUGGACCUGUACUACCAGGAGAACACGUCAGUGCACGAGGAGGAUGAGCUGGCGGCCAUCCUACUCACCCAGUGGAAGGACUACGAUCAGGCAGAAGCGGGUGAGUGGGUCGGUGAGGGCACGGCAGGUCACGUGUCAGACGGAGCCCAGCUACAACAUGGACAAGACCACACAGAAGUCAGCCACCACCACGCAGGAGAACAGCGUGAUGGCUACCCAGUGGAGUCUGUACGAUGAGUUCCAGACAGCGGCAGCCAAGAAAGAGAAGAAGGGGAAGAAUGUGAAGGUGGAGCAGCAGGAGCCGGUGGAGGACGUGGAGGGGGUGCGGGCGGACGGGCUACUGCGAGGGCUGGGCUGGGUGGAGCGCCAACUCUCCUCCAGCGACAACAUCCACCUCCUCCACGCCUUCAGUGACUGCCACCAGAUAAACCCAUCAAACAACCACGCACCAGAGGCAGCAGGGCGGAGGAUCAGUACGGUGGGCGAGGGAUGUCAUGCGCAGGGGCUGUGGAAGUUCUUGUGUCCCUCCACGGCCGGGCGCAGGGUGAAUGGGGUCACCUUCUGCAGGAACUCUCAGUGGUUGGUUCUGGCAGCGUAUGGCAACCCAUCUUUCACCGAGGUGCCUGAAGGGUUCCUGUGUGGCUGGAAUGGCAAGAGGAUCGGUGAGCCAGAAGUCAGACUAGCAUUGCCCGGGCCGGCCACGGCUGUCAGCUGGUGCCCCUCGGCCCCUGAGCUGUGUUGCGUGGCGCUGCUGGACGGCAGCCUCAGGGUGUACCGCCUCACCUCACCUGUCCCACAGCUGCUCUUUGACACCAGCGGCAGUGUGGACAAGCACUGCGCCCCGGUGUGGGCUGUGGAGUGGCGGCCCAUCCAGACCAACAGCCCCAAGGAAGGUGGGCUGCAACAAGCCCUGGUGACGGCCUCGGAGGACGGCCUGGUCAAGGAGUGGGUGCUGGGGGAGGGGGGACUCACCCGCUGCACCCCACUGAUGAAGGUGUGCCUCCCCCCAUGGGUGUGCCUGGAGAUCAUCGGGGGCCUGGGGGAGGUGCUGCGGGUGGCCGAGGAGGAGAGGGACCUGGCGGAGGCGGCAGGGGGCGGCCAGCUGCUGCCUGACGCUGUGCCUGCUACAGUGCUCAAAUUCAGGCCCGGGGACUCCACAUCCUACCUGGUGGGCACCGUCGCCGGCCACCUGUUGAUGUGCCGGACCUUUGAGCGGCGCGGCAGUGUGGCAGUGUUCCAGGGGCAUCGUGGCCUCGUCACUGCUCUGGACUGGCGGCCCAUGGCACCCCCCGACCCCUCAGUGGUGUUCCUCUCCGCCGCCUUGGACGACACCCUCAGAGUGUGGCACCUUGACCGCCGCAAGUCCCACUGUGUGCUCAAGAACCCUCAGGCGUCGUCAGGCCCAGGGGGGUACGUUGAUGCCUGCUGGUGUCCCUGGUACAACAACCUGAUCGCCUGCGUGCAUGGGGGCGGCCUGCACCUCUGGGACAUCUCCGUCUCCACUCACGCACCCAUAGUGUCCCACGGUGUCCCUGGGGCCACCUGCGCCACCUUCAGCCCCCACACAAAGAACGUGGUGGUGGGGGACGCCAGCGGUGCGGUGUGGGUGGUGCAUCUGGAGGGGCUCACCGUCACCACCUCCACGGCCUUCCACCGCUUCUCCUCCGUCGUGUCCAGGAUCUCCAUGCUCGGGGUGAAGGAGGAGGAGGCAGCGGAGGAUUAGCACAAAACAUCAACAAGUCAGCCAGAAAAAGUUUUGCUCACAUUCUCAAGCAUUUCAGGGCUCACACGUCCACAUAUGAUAAGGUUUUCGUAUUGGUUGUUGUGUACGUAUUUUCAUGAUUACAACAAAACAGCCCAAGUCAGUCAGUUAUUUAUUUAUUUGUAUAUCUUCAAGCAUUUCAGGGCUCACGCAUCCACAUUUGAUAAGGUUUUCGUAUUGGUUGUUGUGUACGUAUUUUCAUGAUUACAACACAACAGCCCAAGUCAGUCAAAGUUAUUUAUUUAUUUGUAUAUUUUCAAGCAUUUCAGGGCUCAUGCGUCCACAUUUGAUAAGGUUUUCUUAUAGGUUGUUGUGUACGUAUUUUCAUGAUUACAACACAACAGCCUAAGUCUGUCAGAAAGGUAUUUAUUUAUGUGUACUAUAUUCUCAAGCAUUUCAGGGCUCACGCAUCCUCAUUUGAUAAGGUUUUCGUAUAGGUUGUUGUGGGUAUUUCCAUGAUUACAACACAACAGCCCAAGUCAGUCAGAAAGUUAUUUAUUUAUUUGUAUAUUUUCAAGCAUUUCAGGGCUCACACAUCCACAUAUGAUAAGGUUUUUGUAUAGGUUGUUGUGGGUAUUUACCGUAUUUUCAUGGCUACAACAAAACUACCCAAGUCAGUCUGAAAAAGUUAACAUAGGCCUAUAUUCUCAAAGGUUUCAGAGCUUACACACCCUUAUCUGAAAGGCUUUUGUAUAGGUUGUGUUGUGGGUAUUUCCAUGGGUAGUUUUAUGAGCCUCGUGAUAGUUUGACAAGGCUUCCGCACCAUGAAUGUGAAAAGUACUCAUGAGAACCUGACUAAUCUCCUUUGUGGUCUUUGAAAAUAUUUGUUGUGACAGCCGAAAGCAUCUGAGAAUAUGGGCCUUGGUCACACACUAAAAAAAGUCAUGUUAGGUAUUGCGAAAUGUAGUCACCUCUUGAUUAACACGAGGGUUACGUUCCUGGAGAUGUCAUGUUAUUUAAAAUCGCGUUAUUUAAACAUAAUUUCCCCAUAAGAAACAAUAGUAAUAGCAGGGGUUACGUUCCUGGACACUGGGAAAGUCUGCCUAUUUUGGGGAUUUUGUUACUCUAACCUUAAAAAAACACAUUAUUAACGAUUGUGAUUUUCAAGAAACGACUAAUAGUACCCAACCUGACGGCUACAAUGAGUAAACAGAGUAAACACAGCAUAGUACAAUGACGCCCUAACUCGUCUCUAUGGCAUUAAAUAAUAUAGAUAGUUUUGUGAUGGUGUAAAAGUCUUCAUUAAAGUUGUUUAUAUAAUUAGUUUGGUGUGCUAGCUUGUCCUGACCUAUUUUCCACACAGCCUUCCUCUCCUCCCGAAAUUGACUUCUCUUUCGGCCACUCCUCUCCGACCUUUUUAGGGGCAGUAAGUAGCUGGCUUUUUUUCAUUAUUGUUUUCUUU